Molecule: messenger RNA, 456 nt
Organism: Entamoeba invadens IP1
Lineage: Eukaryota; Evosea; Mastigamoebida; Endamoebidae
Exons: 1
Coding region: 1-456 (151 amino acids)
Source: RefSeq, a predicted model, not a curated record
AUGUCAUGCAGUUUAACAUGUGACAAGAUUAAUGGAAAUUGCACAACUUGCAUCUCUGGGUAUGGAUUGGAUGAGUCGUUUAAUUGUAACAUUUGCUUACCUGGAACGUAUGCAAAUGCAACAAACAACAAAUGCCAACAAUGUGACAACAAAAUGUAUCAGUCAAAUGAAGGACAAACAUAUUGCAAUUCAUGUGAUAUCAAGUGUGAAACGUGUGAUAAUAUCAGUGGCAAGUGCCUGACGUGUUAUGCUGGAUAUGAAUUUACGGGCAAUGCAAACUGUGAGAUCUGUGUUGAUGGGUAUUAUUCAAGUGGUGGUACAUCAUCGUGUUUGCCAUGUCCAAUUGAGUGUGUAAACUGUUAUAGAGAGAGUGGUGUGUGCACUUCAUGUCAAUCUGGCUUUAAACAAGUUAUAAACCAAACACUGGAAACGAAGAGUGUGUCUCGUGUUCAUUAA